AUGACGGACGAACUGCACCGGAAACGACCCACGCGAGACAAUGGACAAGCUGUUGUUUCAACCGCUGGUCCCGGGGUCGGAGGGCACCAGAGUAACGGAAGAGGCUCUGGAGUGACAUCAGGUUUGGCAGACCUACCACGACGGCAACGGCACUUGAAAAUGGCUACAUGGAAUAUCUUUUCACUCACAGGGAAGCACCAGGAGCUUAAGAGCGAAGCAAAAAGAUUCCAAUUAGAUAUAAUUGGUGUUUCGUCCACUAAGCAAAGAGGUAUUGGAACUGUGGAUCUUAAGGAAGGGUGGCAACUUUUCCUGUCCGGAGUGGCACCAGAAAUGUCUGCACAGGCGUGUGUGGGGAUACUCACAGGCUCCCGGCUGUUAGACAGGGUUUGUGAUGUCUGGACACACAGUGGGAGAGUGAUGGGUAUCAAGAUCAAACUUCAGAGAUCUUCCCUGGCGGUAUUGCAGGUGUACGCACCGAACGCACCGUCAGAGUACCCAGCUUUCCUAGAUGAAGUGGAGGAAGUCCUGAAUAAGUCAACUUCUGAAGCGGAUUCAGUUGUGUUCUUUGGAGUUGAAGACACAAAACGAGGACAUAAGUCAAUAAUUGACUUUGUCCUUGUUCCCGGUGUUGAUAGAACAAUUGUCCAAGACGUUCGAGUUUUUAACAGUGCUGAACUGUCAACUGAUCACCACCUGCUCUUUGCAAAAAUUAUCCUUGACGAAGACCCCCCCGCUCUACCUAAGGGUAAGAAUAAAGUGCUGAAAUGCAUUAGAUGGGAGAGCCUUAAGAAGAAGGACGUUGAAGAGAAAUUUGUGAAGGGCAUACAGGAAAGAUUUGAACAAAUUCCACAGUCUCCUUCUGACGUACAGGCUAAAUGGGCCUGCUUCCAAUCAGCCAUUUUGGCCUCGGCUACAGAAGCUUGUGGCGUUAAGCGCGUUAAUGUGACGAACAACGUGAAACGGUCAUCUUGGUGGGGAACACCGAGAGUAAAAGAAGCCGUUUCAGAGAAAAAGAAGGCUUAUAAGUUGUACAUGCAGGGUAAGGAUUCUGAGUCUCGUGGUCGUUGCGUUGAAGCGCGAAUGGCUGGAAAGCUCGCAGUUAAAGCCGCUAGAGAGGAGGCGUGGAAGAAGUUUGGUGAAAAGCUGGAGCUCGACUACAAGAUGGCAAACAAAACUUCCUGGCAAACAGUCCGAAGACUCCGAGGGAAGAAGAGCAAUUCCAUCCAAGGAGUAACAUCCAAGGAAGGGAAUCUUCUGACCAAAGAGGAAGAGGUCUUAAAUCGUUGGAAAGAAUACUUUUCAGAAUUGCUCAAUCCUCAGCAAGGCACUGAUGUUGACGUACCCACAAGUAAAGGCAGGGAAGAAAGUAGUCCUUCAGAGAGUGAAGUCCUGUAUGCAAUUAGUAAAUUGAAGGAUGGAAAAGCUGCAGGAAUUGACGACAUACGUCCCGAAAUGCUAAAACUCAUGGGUAUAGUGGGUGUUAAUUGGCUCACGCGUGUCAUUAAGGUGGCUUGGCAAAGUGGGAGAGCACCAAAGGACUGGCAAGUUGGGGUCAUUAUACCCAUAUUCAAGAAGGGAAACAAGAAAGAUUGCUCCAAUUAUAGGGGAAUUUCCCUUCUGAGUUUGCCUGGCAAAGCGUAUGCCAAAGUCCUUGAGAGAAGAUGCCGAGAAAUAGUCGAACCCAGACUGGGGAGAGAAAUAUAUCAGGACAGUUGGGAUGAAAUUGGAUCUGUGGUGGAGGUAAAUAUGAUCAAUAGAUCUCAACCAAGAGCAAGAGAUUUCUAUUCCAUGACAAUUACAGGACUAAGACCAUGA
Molecule: messenger RNA, 1815 nt
Organism: Phlebotomus papatasi
Lineage: Eukaryota; Metazoa; Arthropoda; Insecta; Diptera; Psychodidae
Exons: 3
Coding region: 1-1815 (604 amino acids)
Source: RefSeq, a predicted model, not a curated record